This is a messenger RNA of Sander lucioperca (pikeperch), 2975 nucleotides long. It is a transcript of the gene serinc2l, whose product is annotated as serine incorporator 2, like. The coding region runs from base 112 to 1476 and encodes 454 amino acids. NCBI's taxonomy places the organism in Eukaryota, Metazoa, Chordata, Actinopteri, Perciformes, Percidae. The transcript is spliced from 10 exons. The record is from RefSeq and is a predicted model, not a curated record. Gene Ontology annotation, cellular component: membrane.
AGUAUGCAAGCUGCCGGAAAGAAGAACGAGAAGAAGGAACAACUCACAACUGUUUGUUUUGGUGUAUAAGCGAAAGGCCACCACCAUUUAUUUUAACAUUUUAAUGUAAAGAUGGGGGCUUGUCUGGCAUUGUGCUCUUUAGCCAGCUGUGCCUCCUGUCUGUGUGGCUCAGCACCAUGCCUUCUGUGUGGCUGCUGUCCCUCCUCCAACAACUCCACCAUCACACGGCUGGUUUUCUCCUUCUUUUUGCUGCUAGGGACAUUGGUGUCUGUCAUCAUGAUCCUUCCUGGGAUGGAGACACACCUCCGUAAAAUCCCCGGAUUUUGCCAAGGAGGAAGUGCUAUACCUGGUUACGAAAACCAGGUUAAUUGUGAUGUCAUUGUGGGCUACAAGUCUGUGUACCGCAUGUGCUUCGCCAUGACUUGCUUCUUCUUUCUGUUCUUCGCUAUCAUGAUUCGUGUCCGUAGCAGCAAAGACCCACGUGCAGCUAUUCAAAAUGGGUUCUGGUUCUUUAAAUUUCUGAUCCUGAUUGGGAUUACAGUGGGAGCUUUCUUCAUCCCUGACGGAACCUUUCAUGCUGUGUGGUUUUACUUCGGAGUAGUGGGAUCCUUCAUCUUCAUCCUAAUCCAACUUAUUCUUCUCAUCGACUUUGCCCAUUCCUGGAACAAGGUGUGGGUAGAAAAUGCUGAAAAUGGUGACAACAAAUGCUGGUUUGCAGGCCUGCUGUCUUUCACCCUCAUCCACUACGCUCUGGCUAUCACUGCUGUGGUGCUUUUCUACGUCUACUACACGCAGCCUGACGACUGCACAGAGCACAAGGUCUUCAUCAGCCUCAACCUUAUCUUGUGCAUCAUCAUCUCUGUUGUCUCCAUUCUGCCCAAGAUACAGGAAGCUCAGCCACACUCUGGUUUGCUCCAGGCUUCACUCAUCUCCCUCUACACCAUGUAUGUCACUUGGUCUGCAAUGACCAACAAUCCAAAUCGCAAGUGUAACCCCAGCCUGUUGAGUCUAGUGUCAAACGUCACCACUGAACCAUCUGCUGACGGCGCCCCAGGACAGGUGCAGUGGUGGGACGCUCAGGGCAUUGUUGGUUUGAUCAUUUUCCUCUUCUGUACUCUCUAUGCCAGCAUCCGUUCGUCCAGUAACACCCAGGUAAACAAGCUGAUGCAGACAGAGGAGGGCGGCGGUUCAGGUGGAGAGGGUGUUAUGGGAGAGGACGGCAUACGCAGAGCCGUGGACAAUGAGGAGGAGAAAGUCUCUUACAGCUACUCCUUUUUCCACUUCCACCUCUGUCUGGCCUCUCUGUACAUCAUGAUGACUCUCACCAACUGGUACCAGCCAGACACCACUACCCAGGCCAUGCAGAGCAGUAUGCCAGCUGUGUGGGUGAAGAUGAGCUCCAGCUGGCUGGGCCUGGGGCUCUACCUCUGGACCCUCAUCGCCCCCCUCAUCUUCCCUGACAGGGAUUUCAACUGAGUACGCCUUGUCUUCUAGCUGUAUUUGAUUGUUUGUUUGUGUUCUUGCCUAGUGCAUUAGGCAGUGUGAAGGAUGCUAUGAAGGAAACUGUAAGGAUGUUAUCAAGGACAUGUUUUGUAUUCCUCUUUCAAGUAAUUGCCUCUGCUGUUAUUGUGAUGUGUUGUUUUACUUCUUCCAGUAUGAUUAUUUAGUGUGCCAGUCACUACAGAUUUUGUUAAAGUUAUUUUCUUUGCCGAUGGCAUCUUUGUCAACUCCCUACCUUCCACAUGUAGUCUGACCUAUCACAAAGACUCAACAAGGCACUUUCUCGAUACCUCAGACAUUUCAGAAACAGAUUCCCUUUUGAGGGCCUAUGAGAUCUGACUUCUCUGAUUGGCCAGGUCUGGAAUCCCUGAUUAGCUGGACUCUUUAAGUGCUGGGGGCAACGAGGGGAACCCUCCUUCUGAGCCCCAGAGUGAGUUGAGUGUGAGAGUUAGAUAAGACUAAUAUGACACGCCCUACAGAUCAUAACAGGGCUUCCCUUUUGCUGCAUUGCUGUAUGCAAAUUCCACGUCAUUACACCUUAUGCCAGAGAGUCUUAAUAGACCAAAAGUCUAAUCGCAGCUCUUCCUCGUCUACUUCAACAUAGGGUAAUUUGUCUCUGGUGCUACACCUUUCCAUGUCUGACUGUGUUUGGCCUUGUACAGCCACAGGCAACAAUCCGUACCUGUAUAACAGUCUGUUUGCAGCAGGGAGACAUGAUGUAUUGAUCCAUAGCAGUCAGCAUCAUGCGAUGUGCAGUGGUACGCUUCAGGAGGUGAUGGCGUGAACCCCUCAAUAUCACAAAUGCCAUUAUUUCCAGAGUGUUGCAGAGCGUGUUAUUGAAUUGAUGGGGGGGAAAAAGGAAUUUUUCAAUUGUUACAGUGUACGAAACAAUAAUGGCGCAUUUCAGAAAUGAUCAAUUGCUGUUUAAUGGUAUUGACUUUCAUAGUAUCUCGAUGGUUGUGAUGGUGGUACAAUCAUUUUAUGCAUUAUAUAGUGGUUACCUCAAUUUCAAUAGGAAUGGAAUAACUUAAAAUAAGAGUAGUGUGUUUUGUACUUGUGAAAAAAAUUUUGUUGGUAAAAUCCUGGAACGGUUAUCGUUUGGCUGUUAUUUUCUUUUCAAACAUUUCACUGCCCUAGACUGACUAGAGUCUUGCGAUAAAUUUGAAUCUUUUUUUUUUAAAUACAUUUUUAAUUUUGUCGAAUGUUUUGUACAUUUCACCAUUAUCGCACUACUGAAUUAUUUAGGCAGAACAGGUCAUAACAUGUAAUAUUUAAAAACACUAUUAAGUGCCUUUUUGUCCGUUUAAAAAAAAAAUAAAAAAUUAACACUAAUGCUGACGUAUGCUUAUUACGCCUUGCCUUGCAUUGUGCUGAGUCAGUAAUUACAUGCAAAUAAGGCAUAGGCCUAUGACAUGAAUUAAUAUUGUAAUUAAUGUAUACACACUUUUUAAUAAAGAUGGAAAUGCUGUAACUCA